Molecule: messenger RNA, 339 nt
Organism: Lichtheimia ornata
Lineage: Eukaryota; Fungi; Mucoromycota; Mucoromycetes; Mucorales; Lichtheimiaceae
Exons: 1
Coding region: 1-339 (112 amino acids)
Source: RefSeq, a predicted model, not a curated record
AUGCAUACGGCAGAUGCUGUACCAGUGAGAGGGACUCACAGCAGAGCUAAUAAUCGUGGCAAGGUUCAAGAUGAUCACGUUACAACACUACCUGGUACCGGAAUGACUUCUACCAAUAAUAAGCAACAAAGCAUGUCCGAUCAAGCAACACAUCAUCAUGCUAUGGCAGAUGCUUCAACUGCUCAAGAUGCCUUUGGAAGGGCUUCUAGCAGUGGAGCAACUUCCGGUAGUGGCACAUCUUCUAAUGGUGGAGCAGCUUCUGGCAGUGGAGCAACUUCCGGUAGUGGUACGACCACUGGUAGUCAUAAACCUUCUCGUAGAGAAACCAAAAGCUUUUAA